This is a messenger RNA of Drosophila ficusphila, 1720 nucleotides long. RefSeq names its product alkaline phosphatase (gene Alp1). Gene Ontology annotation, biological process: dephosphorylation. Gene Ontology annotation, molecular function: alkaline phosphatase activity. The coding region runs from base 81 to 1652 and encodes 523 amino acids. The record is from RefSeq and is a predicted model, not a curated record. The transcript has 4 exons. Lineage: Eukaryota; Metazoa; Arthropoda; Insecta; Diptera; Drosophilidae.
GCGGCUUAGUCAAUCCGUAGAGCUCGUAACGGUUCCCUCGCUCCGAUCAGUCGAAAGUUAGUUCAUCAAAAUUCCGUACAAUGCUCGGUCUCCGGUUCUGGCUGAUUGUGGCCCUCCAACUCGCGGCGUGUAGCAGCCAGUACAAAUAUGGGCCAGCGUAUUCCUGGGACUUAAACUCUAUAUCAGAACUGAAGAGCAAGGAGUUUUGGUUUCACGAUGCUCAAAGGACCCUUUACGAAAAGCUUUCGACUCCACCCAAUCAGUUUCUGGCCAAGAACGUGAUCUUAUUUCUGGGCGAUGGAAUGUCAGUGCCCACUGUAACCGCCGGAAGGAUAUUCGAUGGACAACUUCGCGGAGUGGUGGGCGAACGCAAUAGAUUGGAAUUCGAAAAGUUCAACCACGUGGGUCUCUCAAAGACCUAUUGCGUCAAUAAACAAGUGGCUGAUUCUGCCUGUACCUCCUCGGCUUAUUUAUCCGGGAUCAAGGCAAACUACCUGACCAUUGGAGUGAGCGCGGAUGUGGAGUUGAACGACUGCAAAGCCUCCCGAUUGCCACAAAAUAGACUCUCCUCCAUUGCCGCCUGGGCGAUUAAGGAAAAGAAAUCCGCUGGAUUGGUGACCACCACAAGGGUAACCCACGCCAGUCCGGCCGGAGUUUAUGCUCACACCUCCAAUCGCGACUUCGAGAGCGACUAUGAUGUCAGGAAGUUGGGACAGCAUCCAGGAAAUUGUCCGGACAUUGCCCAACAGUUGAUUGACGGAGAGGUGGGUAAGCGAUUGCGGGUGGUGAUGGGUGGUGGAACCAUCAAGUUCCUGCCCAACACAACCACCGACGUGUACGGAAACAAGGGUAAGCGGUUGGAUAGCCGGAAUCUCAUUGAGGAGUGGCAGCAGAUAAAACCUGGAAAUGCCAGAGUGGUCUUCAAUCGCACCGAUCUUCUAAGCAAUGAUCCUCAGAGCACGGACUACCUUUUAGGGCUUUUUAAUGCUUCCCAUUUGGCCUAUCAUCUCGAUGAUAGUGUGGACACUCCCACGCUUUCCGAGAUGACAGAGGCAGCUAUUAAUGUACUCUCUCGGGAUCAAAAUGGGUAUUUCCUGUUCGUGGAAGGCGGUCGUAUCGAUCAUGCCCAUCACGAGACCAAAGCUAAAAAGGCAGUGGAUGAAACGGUGCAGUUUUCGGAGGCUGUUAAGAAGGCUCGACAGAUGACUAACCAAUGGGACACCUUGAUUGUGGUUACAGCGGAUCACGGGCACACGGUGACAAUCAGUGGCUAUCCGGAUGUGAACAACAGUAUUGUGGGUCUAAACUCGGAGUUGAGCGAUGUGGACCAGUUGCCCUACGCGGUCAUGUCGUAUGCGAAUGGCCCGGGCUACGAGAGGUUCUACAAGUCAACGGAUGGAAAAGUGGAGCGUGUGGAUCUCCGAACACUUAACUUCUCCACUCCGGAUGCCGUCUACCCGCACGGAGUGCCCAUGGCCGAGGAGACCCACGGCGGAGGCGAUGUGGCUGUCUAUGCUCACGGUCCAUGGGCUCACUUAUUCACUGGAGUUUACGAGCAAAGUACUCUGCCCCAUCUUAUGGGAUUUGCCUCCUGUUUGGGACCUGGAAUAACCUACUGCGAUCUACAACCCAAGGCCAAGUACAAUCCAUAGGAAAUUACCUUAAAUAGAUAAGACAAGUAUAGAUAAGAAAUCUAAUAAAUGUAUUUAAAAUAUUUCGA